UAAAAAAAGUGCAAAAUAACAAGGAAAAUAAAGUAAAACAGUGCCAGUUAACAACAAUAACAGUAACAAACACAACAACAAACGGCGAUCAACAAAAUCCACCGGCAAAGUCAACAACAUUUAUUUUUAUUGAAAAUCGCAGUCAACAAGCAGCAACCAUUUAGCUAGCGAUUUUCCAUUGCAAACUUUUGGCGGAUAACAAUUGAUUGCGAAUCUUUCGAAAUUCGCUUCGAUUAUUUUUGGGCUGGCGAGGAGUGCUUGAAGAACCGCAAAGCUGCAACUGCACAACGACCUACUCUACCCCAUGAUGGACGGCUUCGCGCAGGACUGGCCCACGCUGACCCACACAGACAAUGGGCUGCCCAUGGACCAGUUGGGUGGUGACCUGCCUCCGUUGGAUGUAGGCUUCGAGCCACAGACCAGAGCCAGAUCCAACACAUGGCCAUGUCCGCGCCCCGAGAACUUCGUGGAGCCCGCCGACGAGUUGGACAGUACAAAGGCCAGCAAUCAGCAGUUGGCCCCAGGAGACUCACAGCAGGCUAUACAAAAUGCGAAUGCAGCCAAGAAGAACUCAUCGCGUCGCAAUGCAUGGGGAAAUCUAUCCUAUGCGGAUCUCAUCACGCAUGCCAUUGGAUCGGCCACCGACAAACGACUGACUCUGAGCCAGAUUUACGAGUGGAUGGUCCAGAAUGUGCCAUACUUCAAGGACAAGGGCGAUUCGAAUAGUAGUGCUGGAUGGAAGAACUCCAUACGUCACAAUCUGUCGCUGCACAACCGCUUUAUGAGGGUUCAAAACGAGGGCACCGGCAAGUCCUCCUGGUGGAUGUUGAACCCGGAGGCCAAGCCUGGCAAAUCCGUGCGUCGUCGUGCCGCUUCCAUGGAGACAUCGCGUUACGAGAAGCGACGUGGCAGGGCCAAGAAGCGUGUGGAGGCACUGCGUCAAGCGGGCGUUGUUGGUCUAAACGAUGCCACGCCCUCGCCUAGCAGCAGCGUCAGCGAGGGGCUAGACCAUUUCCCGGAGAGUCCGCUGCACAGUGGCGGUGGCUUCCAAUUGUCGCCCGACUUCCGGCAGCGCGCCUCAUCCAAUGCCAGUUCCUGCGGGCGCCUGAGUCCCAUUAGGGCGCAGGACUUAGAGCCCGAUUGGGGCUUCCCUGUUGACUACCAGAAUACGACGAUGACGCAGGCCCAUGCCCAGGCCCUCGAGGAGUUGACGGGUUCAAUAGCGGAUGAGCUGACGCUGUGCACCCAGCAGCAGCAAGGAUUCAGUGCCGCUUCGGGUAUACCCACGCAGCCCCCGCCCCCGCCUUAUCAGCCACCGCAGCAUCAGCAGGCGCAGCAGCAACAGUCCUAUGCCCUCAACGGCCCCGCCACUGGCUACAACACACUGCAGCCGCAGUCGCAGUGCCUGCUGCACCGAUCCCUCAACUGCAGUUGCCUGCACAAUGCAAGAGACGGUCUCUCGCCGAACUCAGUAACCACAACAAUGUCGCCCGCCUAUCCAAACAGCGAGCCCUCUUCGGACUCACUGAACACGUACAGCAACGUGGUGCUCGAUGGUCCCGCGGACACUGCCUCUUUGUUGGUGCAACAACAGCAACAGCAACAGCAGCAACAAUUGUCCGGCAACUUGGAAGAUAAUAACUGCGCCUCUACUUUGAUAGGACAAUGCCUGGAGGUGCUGAACAACGAGGCCCAGCCGAUUGACGAAUUUAAUCUGGAGAACUUUCCAGUGGGGAAUCUGGAGUGCAAUGUCGAGGAGUUGCUUCAGCAGGAGAUGAGCUAUGGCGGUCUGCUGGACAUCAAUAUCCCCUUGGCCACGGUGAACACGAACUUGGUCAACAGCAGCAGUGCGCCCCUGAACAUCAGCAGCAUCAGCAACAUCAGCAACAUCAGCAACAUCAGCAACCUCAGCAACCUUAGUAACCUUAGCAGCAAUUCCGGCAGUAGUCUCAGUCUAAAUCAGCUGCAGGCUCAGCUGCAACAGCAACAGCAGCAGCAGCAACAACAGCAGCAACUGCAACAGCAGCAGCAACAGCAACAUCAGCAACACCAGCAACAAUUGCUGCUCAAUAAUAACAACAACAGCAACAGCAGCUUGGAAUUGGCAACACAAACGGCUAGCACAAAUCUGAAUGCCCGAGUGCAAUACUCGCAACCCAGUGUGGUGACCUCGCCACCAUCUUGGGUCCACUAGAUAAUGGUCGAUGAUCCUAGGACGAUCUUUAGUUGUUAAUCGUCGUCGUCAUCGUCAUUAUAUGUGUAUGUGUUGUUUGUGUCGCCAAUGGAACGCUUUAAACGCUAAUUCUAAGAACAAUAGUGUAAAGAGUUGUAAGCUGCAGGAGAUGAAGGGGAGAAACUGGAUACGGAAAUGGAAACGGAAACGGAUGAGGAUAAGAGGAAUCGGUGUCUUUAUCGGUUAUGCAGCAGCUGCAGGAUCAGUGAGCAGUAAGGAGGAGCCGCAGCUGGACAGCCACUAAAAAGUUUACAAAGAUAAAUCUGGUCGCUUCUAAUCUAACAUACAUACAAUACAUAUACAUAGAUAUAUAAUUACAAAUAUAUAGUUAUGCAUUACACACGUAGAAACGAAGCAUACAAAUAAUACCAAUUAAUCACCAAUAAUUAGAUGCUACAAUUAGUGAAAUUCUCUGUGGCAGUGCAAAAACAAUUUUGUCCACUUAAUGAAGGGAAAAUUUGAAUUGAAUUGAAAAGAAAACACGGUUUAGUUAUUAGGUUCAACUUUGUACAUAUUAAUUUUAAUAACCUUGACGUAAUGAAACCCACAAAUAAUAAUAAUAAUAUUAAUGACUACUACUGAUAAUAAAGAACAACAAACAACAAGCGUAAAACGUAAACUAAAUGUUCGAUAACUAAGUGGAAAAAUAUUUGUUAACCCAGCUAUCGAGAAAAACCAAUGGAAAAACAACAGAAAAUGUCAACAUAAACGGAAAAAAACAAAAGGAAAUUAGCACAAUUAUGUAAUAAUUUAUGCUUAAUGAAUGUAUUUAAUUGAAAAUCUAAUUGUAACUGUAUAUUUUUUCUAUAAAGAGCAAAGAAAACCCUUAAAGAAGAAUGAAACUUGUGUAAAAAUUAUGCUUAAGAUUCGCAAUGAUAUACGUAAUAAAUUCUCCGAUUAGUUAGCUCACAUCAGAUCAGCUCGGCUUAUACAAAAAAAAAAAAGAAAGAAAAAGAAAUGAAAUGAAAACCUUUGUUAUAUAAAUAUAUGCCAACCCACAUAUGUAGAUCUUACAAUUGAAUGUAAUACAUUAAACUUCAAAUAUUAGUAAAUGUAAAUGUUGAUAGGCAAACUAGAAAUACAAAAUUAUAACAGAAUAUCCACACAAAAAACAAAACUCAAAACCCAAGCAGAACUAGAAGCUUAAAAUAAUAAGCAAAUACAUGCGCAUCAUUGUGUACUAUUAUGGGCUAAAUGUUAAUUAUUAACUAGAUUGUACAAUUCAAAUGUAGUUCAUACUAUUUAAAAAGCAAAAACGGAGUGAAGAUGAAUAAACUGAUGAUUCAAUAUAAGAAACAA
Messenger RNA from Drosophila eugracilis, 3532 nucleotides. RefSeq names its product forkhead box protein O (gene foxo). Gene Ontology annotation, cellular component: nucleus. The transcript is spliced from 10 exons. The record is from RefSeq and is a predicted model, not a curated record. Gene Ontology annotation, biological process: regulation of transcription by RNA polymerase II. NCBI's taxonomy places the organism in Eukaryota, Metazoa, Arthropoda, Insecta, Diptera, Drosophilidae. The coding region runs from base 305 to 2194 and encodes 629 amino acids. Gene Ontology annotation, molecular function: DNA-binding transcription factor activity, RNA polymerase II-specific; RNA polymerase II cis-regulatory region sequence-specific DNA binding.